GAGACCUGGUUUCAGAUGCCAGUCAGAGCAUCCUCAGGCUCAUUAAUAAUGGACAAGGCUGACAAGAGCAGCCUCACUUGCUUUGUGUUCCACCGCAGACGAAGGGAGACAUGGAUCUCUCUGUUUUGCCGAACAACAACCAUCCUGACAAAUUCCUGCAGCUCGACGUGAAGUCGUUCAGGAGGAGCUCAGCCCUUCUUCAGGCCAGCCUGGCAAGGUUUCCAGCGGGGGGCUACCCUGCUGCGCAGCAUUGGCAAAACCUCGUGUACACACAGAGAGAAAAGAAGACCAUUACCGAUCAGCGAAUGAGACUGUCUGGUGCAGAGAGUGCUGUGGAUCAUCCCCCACCAUCCCUGUCAUCAGUUCUGAAGAAUAACCCACUCUAUGGUGACCUAAGUUUGGAGGAAGCUAUGGAAGAAAGGAAAAAGCAUCCCUCGUGGACCGUUGAGGAGUAUGACAGGCAUUCCCUGCACACAAACCUUUCUGGGCAUCUGAAGGAAAAUCCUAAUGACCUACGGUUUUGGUUGGGAGACAUGUACACGCCCGGUUUUGAUACCUUAUUGAAAAAGGAAGAGGAACAAGAGAAACAUUCAAAAUACCGUCGCAUAGGUCUGAUUUUGCUCCUUGUUGCCUGUGUCUUGGUUUUCAUAGUGACUGUUAGCACAUUUUUCACCUGA
This is a messenger RNA of Mirounga angustirostris (Northern elephant seal), 677 nucleotides long. RefSeq names its product membrane integral NOTCH2 associated receptor 2 (gene MINAR2). Lineage: Eukaryota; Metazoa; Chordata; Mammalia; Carnivora; Phocidae. Bases 111 to 677 code for a protein of 188 amino acids. The record is from RefSeq and is a predicted model, not a curated record. The transcript has 3 exons.